AUGUCUGGGAACCAGGCAUUGAACGUUAAUAGUGUGGUGGCACAACAUGCCGACCUCGAAAUUACCGUCCACGCGUCAGACUGGUACUUUGCAGUGUGCGCUGUGAUGGGCGUCUCGACCCUCGUCUUCAUGGGCAUGGCGAUGACCAAGCCUCAGACACAUCGCCUCUUCCACUACAUUACUGCUGGUAUCACGGCUGUGGCCUGCAUCGCCUACUGGUCCAUGGGUUCUGACCUGGGUCAAGUCCCCAUCCAGGCCGAGUUCAUCCGACCCGGCACCAUCACGAACGCCGCCGGCACGCGGGAGAUCUUCUACGUUCGAUAUAUUGACUGGUUUGUCACGACGCCUCUCCUGCUCACCGACCUCCUCCUGACGGCCGGCGUUCCGUGGCCUACGCUCUUGAUCACCAUCCUGGCCGACGAGAUCAUGAUCGUCACCGGUCUGGUCGGCGCCCUUACCCAGACCUCGUACAAAUGGGGCUACUGGGUCUUUGGCAUGUUCGCCUUCUUCUUCGUCGUGUACGAGCUUGUCGUCGACGCCCGCCGCCACGCCAGUGCCCUCGGCGGUACCAUCAGCUCCACCUUCGUCCGAUGUGGUGUCCUGACCAUCUUCCUCUGGUUCCUGUACCCCAUUGCCUGGGGCCUGUCCGAGGGUGGCAAUGUCAUCCACCCUGACUCCGAGGCCAUCUUCUAUGGUAUCCUCGACAUCUUUGCCAAGCCUGGUUUCGGCAUUCUCCUCCUGCUUGGUCACAACAAGAUUGACCCGGCCGCGCUUGGCCUCACUAUCCGCCAGGCCGACCACACCCGUGAGAAGGCUUCCCACCCGACCACCGGUACGUACGACAAUGCGCACAAUGGAACUCACAACGGUACUCACACUGGUACCCACAAUGGCACCCAUAAUGGUACCUCUGCCGUGUAA
This is a messenger RNA of Cryphonectria parasitica EP155, 921 nucleotides long. Its product is annotated as family A G protein-coupled receptor-like protein. Gene Ontology annotation, biological process: monoatomic ion transport. Gene Ontology annotation, cellular component: endoplasmic reticulum; plasma membrane. Gene Ontology annotation, molecular function: monoatomic ion channel activity. The record is from RefSeq and is a predicted model, not a curated record. The transcript has a single exon. NCBI's taxonomy places the organism in Eukaryota, Fungi, Ascomycota, Sordariomycetes, Diaporthales, Cryphonectriaceae. Bases 1 to 921 code for a protein of 306 amino acids.